GGAUGAGACUAAAGGAUUCUGGGAUACUUGGGGAGGAAGAAGGGUAGUAGGAGAACAGUUGUCUCUGGAAGCAGCCAAGACAUUGCUGGUCAGAGCAGGUGGUAGGGAGUGGGGGGCAGGGAGUGGAUAAUGUUAAUAGUCCUCUGGCUCCAGCCGGAACUAACACCCCUCCCCCCAAGCUGGCUAAGAUGGUCCUUCCCUUUACCCCUGAUCAAUGCUCAGAAUAACCUGGAGGAGUCUGCGGGCAGAUGGCGGGGAAAGUGCUCUGGAUGCUGCUUCUUCCAGGGCUUCUGGGCCUUGGAUGGGGGGAGAGUGAAGAACUUCGACUUUAUCACCAUCUCUUCAAUAACUAUGACCCUAGCAGAAGGCCAGUGAGGUGGCCAGAAGAAAAAGUCUCUGUCAAUUUCAAGGUCACCUUGACCAACCUCAUCUCAUUGAAUGAGAAACAGGAGACUCUCACCACCAGUGUUUGGAUUGGAAUUGACUGGAGCGAUUAUCGACUCAACUACAGCAGUGAGGACUUUGGGGGCAUCACAACACUGAGAGUUCCUGCUAACCUUGUAUGGCUCCCUGACAUCGUGCUGGAGAACAACAUAGACGGCGUGUUCGGAGUGGCCUACGAGGCCAAUGUGCUGGUGAAUGAGGGCGGCUUUGUGAGCUGGCUCCCCCCAGCCAUCUACCGCAGCACCUGCGCAGUGGAAGUCACCUAUUUCCCCUUCGACUGGCAAAACUGCUCCCUAGUGUUUCGGUCUCAGACGUACAGCGCUGCAGAGGUGGCAAUCGUCUUCUCGGAGGAGUCUGGCCAGAUUCUAAACAAAAUCCAGAUUGAUGAGGAGGCCUAUACGGAGAAUGGCGAGUGGGCCAUCGAUUUCUGUUCCGGGCAGAUCUGGUACCAUGAUGACCGCUCAGUGGAUGCCCCAGGGAAUAUUGAGGUCAUCUACACCCUCAUCAUUCGCAGGAAGCCCCUUUUCUACGUCAUCAAUAUCAUCGUGCCCUGCGUUCUCAUCUCAGGCCUCGUGCUCUUAGUGUACUUCCUUCCCGCACAGGCUGGUGGGCAGAAGUGCACGGUCUCCAUCUCGGUCCUCCUAGCCCAGACUGUUUUCCUGUUCCUCAUGGCAACCAAAAUCCCAGAGACUUCUCUGAGCGUCCCUCUGUUGGGGAGGUAUCUAAUUUUCGUCAUGGUGGUAGCCGCACUGAUUGUCAUGAAUUGCGUCAUCGUGCUCAACGUGUCCCUAAGGACGCCCAACACUCAUGUUAUGUCCCCUCGGUUGCGUUAUGUUUUCUUAGAGCUGUUGCCAGGUCUUUUGGGUUCUAUUCCACCUCCACCGGCGCCAGGAGCGGGUUCUUCCCAACGUAGAGCUUCCUCCCUGGGAAUUCUGCUCCGUGCUGAGGAACUGAUCCUGAGAAAGCCCCGGAGUGAGCUGCUAUUUGAAGGGCAGAGACAUCGGCAUGGGCCAGGGCCAGCUGCCUCCACUGCCGCAUUGUGUCAGAGCCUGGGAGCUGCUGCAUCAGAGAUUCGUUGCUGUGUAGACGCGGUGAACUUCUUAGCGGAAAGCAUGCGGGAGCAGGAAGACUCUGGGGAGGAAGUUUCCAGCUGGGUCCUCGUGGGAAAGGCCUUGGACAACCUCUGCUUCUGGGCAGCCCUGGUGCUCUUUGGGUUUGGCACAGGCCUCAUCUUUCUUGGGGGUCAUCUGAACAGAGUGCCCGACCUGCCCUUCCCUCCUUGUAUGUAGACUUCCCUUUUGACCAGGAGGCA
Molecule: messenger RNA, 1756 nt
Organism: Phascolarctos cinereus (koala)
Lineage: Eukaryota; Metazoa; Chordata; Mammalia; Diprotodontia; Phascolarctidae
Gene: CHRNE
Product: cholinergic receptor nicotinic epsilon subunit
Biological process (GO): monoatomic ion transmembrane transport
Cellular component (GO): postsynaptic membrane
Molecular function (GO): acetylcholine-gated monoatomic cation-selective channel activity; transmembrane signaling receptor activity
Source: RefSeq, a predicted model, not a curated record